Messenger RNA from Cylicocyclus nassatus, 1799 nucleotides. The record is from the annotation of a GenBank genome assembly. NCBI's taxonomy places the organism in Eukaryota, Metazoa, Nematoda, Chromadorea, Rhabditida, Strongylidae.
UCUAGGAUCGUAUUUUCAAGAGGCGCUCGAGUAUGUCUAGGAGAUGAGUAAUCGCAACUGGCGACAUGUAUUAUCGAGCCGAAUUAUGCGUGUUGCCACGCUCGAAGCGAUGGCAAACACCUUGGAGCAAAUCGCCUCCGAUUAGCUGUUAUAUUCUAUUUUUAUCUAUAUUUAUUCCUUCAAACUAUGGCUACCAUACUGAUGAAUGGAUAGUCUUUAAGAAUAAGCAUAUUGACGAAGGCAUGGCAUUCGAGAAAAUGGUUGUCGACCCAUCAAAUACACGAAUAUAUGUGGCCGGCGUUAAUUAUCUGUACGAUUUGCAUUCGUCAGAUCUUUCCGUCAGGGUAGAGGCCGUGACUGGACCAAUGGACGAUUCUGAUCAGUGUAAAGGGGGUCGCAACGACAGCUGCACUGCAAUUCGGCAUAAAACCAACUCUCAUGCUAAGGCGUUAGCAGUGUACGACAAGUCAUCACAGUUGAUAGAGUGUACUAGUCUCUUUCAAGGUCGAUGCCGGCUGCGAAAUCUCCAUAACAUCAGUAAUGUACAGAUCGAAUCACCUGAACCUAUGAUAGCGAACGAUGCCACUUCUUCAGCAGUGGUGUUUGUCGGGAUGGGACCAUCGAAAGAUCCAGUGUUGUACGUUGGCACUACUUUCGUAAGAGGGCCGCUUUUUCGUGACGAUAUCCCUGCCGUCACGUCAUUACGAUUAUCGCGUGGGGAUGGCGAAGCGAAAGAGUUUGAGCUAGCUGACAAAGGACUUGCAACGGGGACCGAGAUCAGCCUGGAAAGAAAGUUCAGAAGUAGCUACAGAAUCGACUACAUAGGUGGAUUUGAGUCUGGACGAUAUGCAUACUUUGCUACCAGGCAGGGAGCCACAAUAGGAGAAGAUGCACCAAUACAAUCUAGGCUCGUUCGAGUCUGCACAGGAGACGCGCAUUUUUACAGCUAUACUGAGGUCCCACUCGAAUGCACCAAAGACGACAUCAAUUACAAUUUAAUUCAAGAUGUUUAUGUUGCAACGGCUGGUUACAAUCUUGCAAAGUCGUUCGGAAUCAGCGAGGGCGAUGAAGUCCUUUACGCAGUUUUUGUGGCAGAUGACACCGCCGCUUUUCAAAGAAAUUUUCCCACCCGUCGCUCAGCGGUAUGUGUUUAUCCCAUACAAAAACAUGUAGAGAAGAAGUUCGAGGAGAACAUCAUGGAGUGUUAUCGGGGAAAAAAUCUCAAGCAACUGCCUUGGUUCAAGUCGUCUGAUGAAUGCAAAGGAACUCACCUGUCUUGGAAAGAUGUGGAAUGUGGUCAGGAUGUCAACAAAAACAUCGGAGGAGGUAAACCAAUCUCGUCUGAACCUUUGCUGACAGUCGACGAUGCCCGAUUCACUGCCAUCGCCAUCAACACAACGCGCGGAGCUACGGUAGCAUUUAUCGGCACCGAUGAUGGACGGAUACUUAAGACUAUCCUUCACGACUCGACUACAGCUGAAGUAUACGCUACUGAAGAGGUAUCGUCGAGCCAUGAACCGAUUCUUGCUGAUCUCGACUUUAGUGAAAACGGCCAGUAUGCCUAUGUACUCACCCCCAGCAAGCAAAGAAAUAACAAAGGAGUCUCGCACAAAGCAGCUAUGCUUCUUUCCAAUCCGGCGUUUCGAAAAAUUGUGCGGGUGCACGAGAUGAUAUGUAAAUUACUGCCUGCACUUCCCAAAUAUGUAUCGGUGGAAAAUACGCUCACCAACGAUGUCAAUAUGCUCAAACAUCGGCUAAUGGAUGCACCUGGGGACGAUUCGAUUUUCGUUUUGGUGUAG